GGCUGAGCUCAGAGCCAACAUCUCAUUACCUCUCCAAUACAGUCUAAAACUGAGGCUCAUUGUGUCCCAGCAGUCAAGGUGCUCUCUCUCUCUCUCUCUCUGUGUUUGACUGCACUCACACAAAGACCAGGAGCCAUGGCUGUGGCUAAUUUCCACUACAUCACCCGGAUGAGCAGUGGCUUCAAGGUGUACAUUUUAGAAGGUCAGCCCCACCUCAGGAGCGAAGACAGAUUCAGACACAUCACCAAUGACCGGGCUCGAGUGCCAACGGUGUACCCAAUCAAACGCAAGCGCAGUCACGAGAGAGGGCUGACAUUGGAGGAAAGGCGAGAGCGGGUGCUGAGCAGGAGCAGCGGCAAAGCUGCACAGAAAGCCACGCCAGCGCCGGCCGUCUUCAACAGGCCACAGAGCCCCACGUCCACCUGGAGUCCAACUGCCAGCCCCACCAGUCCCCUGCCCACCCAUGUGUACUACGCACCAGUCAUGGAUGAACCACUCGCGCUCAUCAAGAAACCAAGAAAAGAUCCCGAGAGCACGGAGGACAAGACUAAGAGUUCUGCCACCACUCACAUCCAGAUGCGUCCCUCUGUGAUCACUUGCGUCUCCUCAUCCAGGAGCCCCUCCUGCAGAUCUGAGGUCCACAGGGGCCACUCAUCAGUUAUUUCCAAAUGCAACUAUGACCAUGUGGUCGAGGAGCAUUUCCAGAGGAGCCUCGGAGUGAACUACCAGAAAGCCCGCUCCCAGCAGCUCUCCAUCAGCGUGUCCGUCGACGACCACUUCACCAAGGCUUUGGGAGACAAGUGGCUGCAGAUCAAAUCCAAGUCCUCUUCCUGUUCUUCCACACCUCCCAGCAGUCCAAGCGUUACUCACUCCCCCACCUACAGCCACAGCCCAAAUCAGUCCCACAAAGAGUCCGCCAGCAGCUCAUCGCCGACUUCCAGCCACUGGCCUGUCAAUUAAAACAGAAAUGGCCUCCGUUGUGGGAACAAACUGGACUCUUAACAUUUCACUGCGUGCAGCUCUGCUUGCUGGGCAACGGAAAUGCCAGCGCUAGCAUUGAGAGUGCGAGCUAACAGUUGCAGGAGUGCUAUCACUUUGGACCCCCGUACGUCCGAAUUUAAGACACACUGACGCAGACAAAAUGUAGCACAAAUCGGGACAUCCUUGUUAUGUUACAUUUCUAUCCUGAGCUUGUCGAUAGCAUCUGAAUACCUGAGCUACUGUAGAUGGUAUUGUGGGGUGAUUGAAAAAUCAGCCAAGUAAUCCUUUACAUUUCUUUGUUUAUGUGUCUGUGUGUUCUCGCGCAGUCUGAAAGACACAGUUUUGUUGUAUUGUAUUUAUAUUCUGUUAUGAAUGGGACCCUUAUAGUCUAAGUGACUUGUCUAUCUGCUGUACAAUAUUGUGCUUACAUCACAAAAGAAAGUCUUUGAAGAAAGGCCUUGACAAAAUAAAAAUCUCUUAAAUCCUUU
Molecule: messenger RNA, 1469 nt
Organism: Scatophagus argus
Lineage: Eukaryota; Metazoa; Chordata; Actinopteri; Scatophagidae
Gene: vgll4l
Product: vestigial like 4 like
Exons: 5
Coding region: 136-960 (274 amino acids)
Biological process (GO): negative regulation of DNA-templated transcription
Molecular function (GO): transcription coactivator binding
Source: RefSeq, a predicted model, not a curated record